Molecule: messenger RNA, 1111 nt
Organism: Styela clava
Lineage: Eukaryota; Metazoa; Chordata; Ascidiacea; Stolidobranchia; Styelidae
Source: RefSeq, a predicted model, not a curated record
UUGGAUGAACAUGCCUCAAAGGGUGCUAAUGUAAAAUGAUUGCUGUAAGUGGAGUGGAUUGCUAAACUUAGUGAAAGUACCUAAACAUAUUUGCUUCACUGUUCAUAACACAUUUGAAAGUUGUCCUCAAGGAGUUGUGUUUCCAUUUCCAAUUUCUGUAACAACCAUGACAUCGAAUAGGAAAUAUGUUGACGACGAAAUUAAAGGAAGCUGGCGUAGAGCAAUAACAUUGGAGCAUCGACCAUCGAAACUGAGUGUCAACGGACACAUUGGAUCAAAUCCAGCUGAAAGCGCAUCGAAGCGAAAAAAGAUCGUGGUUGGAGUAAUUAUCGCACUGGUGCUAGUGGCCGUUUUGAUUGCGUUGUUGGUUUUUUUGCUUCCUAAAGGAGAGGGUGGUGGAGCUGUAGGGGCACCACCUGACUUGUCAGAGUAUUGCAUAACCAGUUCCAAUGGAAUUUGCUAUUGGGUAGAAGUUCGUCGCAAACAAGAAGUUGACUAUUUCAAAGCAGUUGAUAUUUGCAAGCAGAUGUCAAUGCAAAUAGCUGUCAUUCCGAAUGCCGACAUAAUGUUAUUGAUAUCAAAUAAAAUCCGCCCGAGAGAGCCUUCUUAUCGAAAGUGGACUAGCGUGUGGAUGGGAGUGACGAUCGACCCAAUGACCGGCAUACUAACUCCGAGAGACGCGUACGGUAGUUUUUUUUAUUUUGGAUUAUUGAAUGCACCUUACCAAAAAAACUGGAACAAAGUGUAUCUGUACGUGGAGAAACGGCACGUAUUUGAUUAUGUGAACGCCGAUGCGACUCAUCUUACGUAUGGUGUGGUGUGUUCUUUUCCCGAACCAUAAGCAUUAUGCUGUAAUGUGUGCAUUUGGUGAAUAGUCGAAAAUAUAUUAUUAUCACGGAUAAAGCCCAAAAUUUCAAUUAAAUAUCAGACGAUUAAACGCAGUAAAAAGUAAUAAAACAAAUCAAUAGAAAAAUUAUCCAGAUGUUAUCACAUAACGGACUGGUUUAAAGGUGAUAAUUUUUCGCAUUUCAUACAAGUUUCAUUAUUUUCAUGGCUAAUCUAACUUAAUUCUGAAAGGGUAUGGCAAAUUCAAACGUUCUAUAUUGUUGAC